Molecule: messenger RNA, 1534 nt
Organism: Rubroshorea leprosula
Lineage: Eukaryota; Viridiplantae; Streptophyta; Magnoliopsida; Malvales; Dipterocarpaceae
Source: the annotation of a GenBank genome assembly
CCUUGAUCCAUCCCAUUUGUUAGGGUUUAACAGAGUUCCAAUUGUGUUACGUUGCAGAGAGUCUGAAAGCAAAUGAUUUCGUUUUUGUCGGCAGUGCGUGUUGGAGUCCGCUCUCAUGCUCUUGUGGCUGAUUACAGAAGCAUCUCUACGGCAAAGAUUCCUAAGAAAAAGGAGAAACAGAAGGCAAAGGUAGCAGUCGCAGCUCUGUUGAAGAAGGAAAAGCGAAGGACCCGUUCCGACCGAGAAUUCGAGCAGAUUGAUUCAGUUCGUGAUCAGCCGCACGUCCCUGUUAUGUUGGGUGAAGUUACGGAUGUCUUCUCAAAACCCAUUUGCUCUUUCGUCGACUGUACCCUCGGCGCUGCUGGUCAUUCUUCCGCGAUAAUCGAGUCUCACCCUGAACUGAGAGUUUUUGUUGGAAUGGAUGUUGACCCUCUUGCAUAUGAUGUGGCUUGUUCUCGUAUCCAUGCUCUUUCCAACUCCCACGCUCGUUCUGAUCUCAAAGUUUGUACAUUUCUCAAGAAUUUCAAACAUAUUAAGUCUGUGCUUAGCGAGGUUGAUCAAAGCAUCCUGAAUUCUGGAGUUGAUGGUAUGUUGAUGGACUUGGGAAUGUCAUCCAUGCAGGUCAACAAUCCUCAAAGAGGGUUCAGUGUUCUUGGUAACGGGCCUCUUGAUAUGCGCAUGGAUCCUCAGGCAAGUCUAAAAGCAGAAGAUAUAUUGAAUUCCUGGCCAGAUACUGAAGUUGGCCGAGUCUUGCGGGAUUAUGGAGAAGAAAGUAAUUGGAAAUUGCUUCAGAAUAAGAUUCUUAAGGCUCGUCUUCAUGGCGGAUUGCAUUCCACCAGUGAACUGGUAGAUCUUAUCCGGGAUAUGACACCAGCGAGAAGGGGAGGCAGGCAAGGUUGGAUAAAGACUGCUACACGGGUGUUUCAAGCCCUGAGAAUAGCUGUUAACGAUGAACUGAAGACACUGGAGGAUUCCCUGCGUGCUUGUUUUGACUGCCUUGCCCCUGGGGGUAGGCUUGCUGUCAUCUCCUUCCAUAGUUUGGAGGACAGAAUUGUGAAACAAACAUUUCUUAAAAUUAUUGAGUGCAACAAGGAAUAUGGAGAUAGGGAUGAUGAAGAGAGAGGAAGUAGAAAUUUGCAAAAGAAAGGGAGUGACAGUGAUGAAAAAGAAGCAUGGAUUAGACAGAGUUUACAAGGGUUGAAUGGAACAAUCCUCACAAAAAGACCAAUAACACCAUCUGAAGAAGAAGAAAAAUUGAACAGCCGGUGUAGGAGUGCCAAGCUCAGGGUGAUUCAAAAGGCUUGAAGAUGGCUAAAUUGUAGUGGCUGAUUUAACAAUGCCUAUGAGUUUUUAGAGGGUGACAGAAGUACUGUGUGUAAAAAUGUUAUAGGUACUGUUUUCCAAUUUGGAUAAAGAGAGUGCCUUGUUUUCCCUCACAUAAAGACAAACCCAAAAUUUGGCCUAUGGACUUUCAAAAUGUUCUCAAUUUUGUCCUUAAAGUACGCUUGUUAGCGAAUAAGUCCCUAUUCUUUUU